Messenger RNA from Brenthis ino (lesser marbled fritillary), 1038 nucleotides. The record is from the annotation of a GenBank genome assembly. NCBI's taxonomy places the organism in Eukaryota, Metazoa, Arthropoda, Insecta, Lepidoptera, Nymphalidae.
AUGAACAUACAAAAAUGUGAUUGUAAAGAAAACCGACCUCCUAUCGCUGGGCGAUCGGCUUGUGCAUGUACUUCGAAUGCACAAAAAAAGCCAGCUGAUAGCUUCAAGGUGCCAACAAUACCCGUUAAUAGACCUCUACACUGCAAUAAUAAAAUCAACCAAGAAAAUGCUGGAAAACCUGAUUUAAAAAGCAAAGAUGAUAAAAAGAAACAAUGGGCAUUAACUGACUUCGACUUAGGACGUCCACUCGGUAAAGGAAAAUUUGGCAAUGUGUACUUAGCUAGAGAAAAGGAAUCUCAUUACGUGGUUGCAUUAAAGGUUUUAUUUAAGAGUCAGAUAUUGGAUUCAGAAAUUGAACACCAAGUUAGGCGCGAGGUUGAAAUCCAAUGUCGCUUACGGCAUCCUAACAUUCUACGCAUGUAUGGCUAUUUUCAUGACGAAAAAAGAAUAUACCUAAUUCUUGAAUAUGCAAAACAUGGUGCUUUAUACAAAUUACUCAAGGAACGCGGGCGUUUCGAUGAGAAAACAGCUGCAAUCUACAUGCGAGAUCUCACAAAAGCUUUAAUUUACUGCCAUUCCAAGAAAGUUAUUCAUAGAGAUAUAAAACCUGAAAAUUUAUUGAUUGGCCACAAUUAUGAAUUAAAAAUUGCUGAUUUUGGUUGGUCUGUACAUUCACCAUCAUCUCGGCGUAUGACAUUAUGUGGUACACUAGACUAUUUAUCUCCAGAAAUGAUUGAAGGAAAACCUCACAGCUAUGCUGUUGACAUAUGGAGCCUUGGGGUUUUGUGCUAUGAAUUACUUGUAGGGCUACCACCAUUCGAUGCUAAAGACUCGCAUCAAACUUAUAGAAAAAUCAGAUAUGUAAUAAUUAAGUACCCAGAUUUUAUUUCUGAAAAGGCAAAAGAUUUAAUGGGAAAGUUGUUAGUUAUAAAUCCAGAACAUAGAUUACCAUUGACAAGUGUAUUGCAACAUCCAUGGAUCUUAGAGAAUGCUCCGGAAGGUGUGCCACCUCCUGUUUUCAAUGCUGAACAACAAAAG